Molecule: messenger RNA, 5456 nt
Organism: Sphaeramia orbicularis (orbiculate cardinalfish)
Lineage: Eukaryota; Metazoa; Chordata; Actinopteri; Kurtiformes; Apogonidae
Gene: ripor3
Product: RIPOR family member 3
Exons: 25
Coding region: 848-3898 (1016 amino acids)
Source: RefSeq, a predicted model, not a curated record
CAUAAAGAGAGUAAAGAAAGCAGAGAAAAGGAAAGGAGGGGAAAGGGAACAAGGAAAAGGAAAGUUCAUGGGGAGUUAUACUGAGAUAAAGGGCAGGAAAAGCAUUAGUAAGAACAGAGCAAAAAUAACAAAUGAGCAAAUGACAGAAUGAAGAAAUGAGGCAUCUCAAAGAUGAGAGGGAGAGAGAAAACUGUGGGAAUGAAGUAGAAGCAGAACAUGAAGGAAAGACUUAUGCAGAGAAAAAAGAUGAGUAUGAGAAGUGUUUGAAGAGGGAUGACAAAGGAAAAGAGAUGCAAAAGUUGAAGAACAAGUUGGAAAAAGUGAGAGAAAACAAGGAGUAGGAGCAACAAAGAAAAGAAAAAAUCUUAUAAAUUUAAGGAGACAAAAAAGGGGGGGAAAGUAGAUUGGAUGAAUGCUGAAAGAGGAGGAGAGAAAGUCAAAAAGAGGGAGUGGAGAAGAGCUGAGGGGAGAGUCAAGAGAAGAGGCUGGAAAAGAAAGUGUGUGAGAGAGAACAGAGAGAGAGAAUAAAUGAAGAGCUGAAGAAGAAAAAGAAGGAAAGAGGGGGACUUUUUCCGGUCUCGGUCUGAUGUCGUCCUGAAAGCCUCUGCAGAACUCAGCGCUAUCAGGAGCGAACAGACAGCUGCCAAACCCACUGACACACACACACACACACACACACACACACACACACACACACACACACACACAUGCACACACACUCUCAUAAACAGUGAACACACACAGAAGAACUCCCCAGUAGGGUUGGACAUGGCUGGUCUGCUGGAGCAGUUUGGUGUGGUGUGUUUGGAGUGACAGUUGGGAAUAACCGGCCCCAGAUCCAGUCAGGAUGUCGGUGAAGCUUAGGUUCGACUCUCCCUCUGAUGGAGGUUUGAUCCACAGAAGCCGUUCCUUCACUGGGUUCAGCUCUCUGACAAGUCGCACACGAUCUUCCUCUGUUCGUAACUCACUUCGCUCCAAGGCCAUGUUGGGAAACAAAAUUUCCAGGACGCACCUGUCUCCCAGCAGAGGGGGUGGGGUUAUGUGGUCUCUGCAGCCAGAACAGGUGGACCAGGUCUUCCAAGCACUACGAACAGGACUCAAAGAUUAUCUGGAGGGUCACCAGUCAGAGAUGGACUUCCUGUCUUCACGGCAGAGAGAAACCAAGAGGAACUCCAGGCUGGCCUUUCUCUAUGAUCUGGAGAAGGAGAUCAGAGCCCUGGAAAGAUACAUUCGGAGAUUAGAAUUUCAGCUGAGCAAGGUGGAGGAGCUGUAUGAGACCUACUGUGUCCAGUGGAGGCUGUGUCAGGGAGCGGUGAACAUGAAGAGAGCCUUCUCCCUCUCCCCGUCCACCAGGGCGUCCAGAGACAGCCUACUGCAGCUCAACCACAACCACCGACACAGCCUGCAGGACAUGGCCGUUAUGGAAGGAGAGCUGGAAAUCCUCCUUGGAGAGCUACACAUCAAAAUGAAAGGACUGAUCGGCUUCGCUCGUCUCUGCCCAGGAGACCAGUAUGAGGUGGUGGUGCGUUUGGGCCGCCAGCGUUGGAGGAUCAGAGGGAAGAUUGAAUCAGAUGACACACAGUCCUGGGAUGUAGAGGACAUGGUCUUCCUCCCCCAUAUACACCACAACUUUGAGAUCAAGGUAACGGAGGCAAAGGGCUUGGGCUGGCUGCUGGUUGGUAUGGUAACAUGUGCAAGUGCAGACUUCUUUGUAGCAAGGCCUCAGCUGAUGUUGGUGGACAUCACUGAACUGGGAACCAUCAAACUGCAACUCGAAGUCACCUGGAAUCCGUUUGACAGCACUGAGAAGAUGAAGCCCCUGUCCGUCAGCAAACAGUCGGUGUCGAGCAGAAAGGGUUCAGUCUACAGCUGGACAGCCACCAGCAGCCCCUCCUUCACUGAAAAAUACUUUAUAUCCAUGGUGCAUGAGCUGCAGGAUCGAGAGGGCUCCCUCCCAUCACUAGUGUCUAAGAGUCGUCCCAACAGAGGAGGUGUAUCUCUCCUCAGCUACCUGUCUGACCCUUCACACACCUCCGUCAGCCAGCAGAGCAUCAAUACUCCCAUCCUCACACGGAUGCAUAGCUAUCCCUCCAGUCCCAGUCCAGGCACCAGUGUGGGAGGAAGCCAAACUCAGCUGUCCUUGGAGGAGGAGGACGAGUCAUUGAAGGUCAGCUCUGAGACAGAGAGGAAGAAGAUGAUGGAUGAGAAGGAUGAAGAAGAGGAGGAGUGGGGAGGGAUGUUGGUGACACCGGCAGGGAGUAAGACAGGCUCCUUGUUGCUGUUAGAGAGAUCCAGUACCCCAGACAUCCUGAGGAAGAACACAACUGGAGAUUCAGAUCCAGAGAUGCACAGUCUGGUCCUGGAAGAGGACAACUCUGUCACUGUACAGGACACCUCAGCCUGUCAGUCAGAUUCCCCCACUGCCCUGCCUCCUUCUCCGUCUCCACCGAUAGCUCCGUCCUUGUCCGUCCCCACUGCUCCACCCCUGGGGACACUCGCAGUGAGUGGAGCCCAACGCAGGGCUCUGGCCCUCAGACUGGGAGCUCUGGUAGCAGAGCUGGAGAAAACAUUACAGAGCCAGAGCUACUCUGAGAAGGAGCUGAGAGGCCUGGAGCACCAGGUCCACCACCUGUCCACCAUCCUGAAGAAUGACCUCUCCCUUAUGAGAAGUUCGCCAUCAGAGGAGACUCUGGCUGUCGAGGAAGUCCUGGGAAGCUUCGACUUUUUAUCACAUGACCUCAAUGUGGAUGAUGACGCCUCCUGUUUGGGUAGCCUGAGACUUAAAGACAGCGGCAUCAGUUCAUUUCAGCAGAGUACACUGAGGAGUCUCGGUCUGGUCUCCCAGGAGAGCCAAUCAGCUUCUGAGGAAGAGCUGACAAUUUCCCCUCUGACUUCUGGGAACUGGGGUCUUGACCAGGCUCUGGAGACUCACCUGGACAUCUGUUGUAUCCUGCUACAGGUGCUGGGAACGACAGACUUUAGUCCAUCUCGGCGUGAUCUUCUGGAGGAAAUUAUUCUACAAUCUGAAGUCCUGGAAAGAGUCAGCUGUCUGCUGCUGGAGAAGAACGACAACAUCUCUGUUAAUGACAUCCUCCCUAAGACACAGAGAACAAGGGACCUGCUGCUGUUCUGGCAGGAAUGCGUGAAUGACAGUGGCGCUCCUUUCUGUUGCCAUGCCGACAGCUUUUCCAGGACGCUAAAGAAGCGCUAUACACAUAAAGUGAAAGCCAAGGAGCCCGGCCAAUCAGAAAAAGUGUUUUCACAGCUCCUGCAGCAGGUCCAGGCGUCCUGUCGGAUGGUGCCCAGCCCUCGGCUACUGUGCAGUCCAGAGAGGGUCACUCUGUUCCAGCUGUCGGUGUAUCUGAAACGGUGGGGCAUCCAGGAUGUGGGUGAACACAUCUCACAGCUCUCCAAAGAGGAGUACAUCCUAUCAUCUCUAAAAACCCCCAAACGCAGGAGGGCUUUGAAUAAGCUGAGGCCGCGGCACAUCACAGAGCUCCUCCCACUGGGCUGCACGCUGCAGACUCUGGCCGCUCUGCAGAUCGACUCCCACCACAAAGUCUGCAAAGCUGCCACCAACUGCCUGUGCAGAGCUGCAGGCUGCAAGACCUUCAGGAGCAAGGCGAUAGUUUACUACACAGAGAGUCUGAAAAGCACUGACGUUCACAUCCAGCAGGGCUCCUGUCUGGCUCUCAAAUGCCUAAGGGCAACAGAGAGCGUGGACCACAUCGCAGAUUUGUGGAGAUCUGCAGAUGACGAUCUUCGCAGCGCAGCCAGAGAAACUGUUCUCUCAUUUGGUAAAAAAGGAUACCUGGCCUUCCAGAAGAUGGACCAAAUAGACAGUGAGUUGCAGGAGGAAGCCUACCGGAACCUAGAGACUGAGAUUACCAUUUUAUAGGAAUCAAAUGUGGACUUUUGACAGGGAUGGGGUCUUUACAGCAUGUUUCAAUGAUCCUUCGGGUGAGAGACUCCAUUUAAACUGAGGAAGUGUGUGAGUUUAUAACCCUGAACAUGCACUGAAGAGGACCCGUCUGAUGAUCAGAUGGCUCAGUUUGGACUUUUAGAUGAAGAAACCUGAACAAAUGAGACCAAAGGGAGGAGUGAAGCUUUCUGUGGAUGGAGCACUGACUCAGCGAAUGGGAACUUACAAAGUGCAAAUAUGUACGGUCUGUCUACAGGCUGUUACACCAUGCAGCGUCAUCGAGAGGAAUUUUGAAGCUUUAAAGUCUGGCAUUCCCGGUGCUGCAACUAAAUACAAGAAGGAGGUCAGUUAUGCAUAUUUAAGACAAAUGUGCCAUUUCAAAGAAUUUCAUGUGAAAAGCUAAGGAAUAUAUUAACCCCGAAGGACAUUAUACUAUCAAAAAUCAGAAAGAAAUGGGACAGUAUGGAAAAUGCACCUGAGAACAGAAGGGAAUCAACUUGUAUGUCAUUGUAGACAGAGUGAAGACACGGUGGCAACACAAGAAAUGUUAUAACAAGUAUUCACCCUCAAUGAGCCUGUUUACAUAAUUGUAAUAAUCAGAUCUAAUGUGUUUACAUGCACUUAAGAAAUGUGAUAAUCCGAAACCCUGGUUUGGACGCUCCGGUCUAUUUUUGGAAUUCUUUCAGUUUGUACACACAUAGUGAUGGUAGACUCAAACUUCCUGUUGUUGUCUUACGUAACUUCUGUUCUCUACAAUUUGAAUUGUAGACAUAAAAGAUCUAAAUAAAUCACAUUAACCUGUAUACAUGGUCACUGACUAAUCUGACAACUAAAGAAAUCAGAUAAUGAUCGCAGUGUUGUUGUGCAUGUAAACAGGCUCAGGGAUGAAGAGAAGUGCCAAAGAAUCUGGAUGUCUGUGUGUAAAUAUGUGCUGUUUAAUCUGAAAGCAAAAAUGUGACAAAUGAUUGAAAUCAUUGAAAUGACUGGAAAUGGAAUCAUGGGAGUGUUACAUUCUGUAGGUUGUAAAGAAGAUGGACAAGACGACAGCAUUAAAGACCUGUACAUGUGAGAUGAGGUUACUUUCAACAGAUUUGUGUCUGUACACAAAAAAAAAUCACACACGCAUUAAAAUGUGUGCAUGUUAAUCUAUAUUUUAACAUAAACACAAAUUUUGUAAACUUUCAUCCAAGUCAAAUCAUGCAUAGAUUAUAUAUCUAUUUUCUCUGUGAGAAUACAACUCAUAAAGGUACAGCUUUACCACAUUACAAAUACAGAUUAGACCAGAAAGUUCAGCACCUCUGACUGUGACUGACUUCCAGCUGCUGUGAUCGCUUACAUACGUAUGUGCCACACCAGUGGAGAAAUGAAUGUGCAGGAGUCGGCUCAUGAAAACCCAGUGCUUGGUGGCAGUUGGAUCACAGACUUAGGCUACGUUCACACUGCAGGUAAAUGUGGCCCAAAUUCGAUUUUUUGCCCAUAUGUGACCUGUAUCUGAUCUGUUACAGUUUGAACAGCACAAAUCCGAUUUUAAAAA